CCCCUUAUUUGUAUUUGUAUCUAAAUAAAAGAAUGCGAGAAGCUUUGGUAGUAAAUGGCCGUAGUAUGAAGUUUAUCUGCAAAUAUCACUUUGGAUUGUCCGAUCUCUGCGUUUUCUUCAGAGCACCCAGGAACUGGUACACCACAUUGCUUCGGACCCAGGACAUCCCAACCGAAUGUACACAAGAGUUUUAUCUGGGUAUCUCAUUAGACCCUAAAACUUAUACGAAUCUCCUUCAGUCAUGCACCAGAGAUGGGUCUCUGAUCCAUGGGAAGCUCAUACACGCUCAUAUGAUUAAGACCUCUUUCAAACCAUGCCUGUUUUUGGAAAAUGUUCUGUUAAACAUGUAUUGUAAGUGUGGGGAAAUGGACAUGGCCCAAGUCUUGUUCGAUAGAAUGCCGAAGCGAGAUAUUGUUUCAUGGAAUUCUCUUGUUUCUGGGUAUUCCCAUAUGGGUUUUUAUGUUAAAGGUAUGAAUGCAUUUAAGGAAGCUAGAAUAGCUUGUACUAGACUAGAUAAAUUUACUUAUGCCAGUGCUUUGAACGUGUGUACUCGAAUGGGCGAUCUGAAGUUUGGUAAAUUGAUUCACGGCUUGAUUAUUGUUAGUGGUUUUGGUUUGCAAGUCUUCUUGACUAAUUCGCUUAUUGACAUGUACUCAAAGUGUGGUUCUGUCGACCAAGCAAGGUUUUUAUUCGACAAUACUGAUAAGUUGGAUGAGGUUUCCUGGAAUUCAUUAAUUGCGGGUUAUGUUCGGGCUGGUUUGAAUAAGGAAAUGUUGAGAGUUCUUGUUCAGAUGCAUCAAACUGGACUACAGUUGAAUAGUUAUGCUUUGGGUAGCGUCCUAAAGGCAUGCUCCUCAAGUUUUGACGGUUCCAUAGAAUUAGGUGAAAUGCUUCACUGCUGUGUGGUAAAACUUGGUUUAGAUACUGAUGUUGUCGUUGCAACUGCAUUACUUGAUAUGUAUGCAAGGAUUGGGGAUUUGAACAGCGCAAUCCUGAUAUUCAGCUUUAUGCCCCGGCGGAAUGUUGUCAUGUUCAAUGCCAUGAUUGCCGGGUUUUUCCGUUCAGAGGCUGAAAUCUCUAAUGAAUUUGCAGAGGAGGCCCUAAAUUUGUUCUCUGAGAUGCGUAAAAGAGGAAUGGAACCUUCAAAGUUUACAUUCUCAAGCAUACUCAAAGCUUGCAAUGCUCUUAAAGCUUUUGACUAUGGAACGCAAAUUCAUGCUCAGAUAUUCAAGAACUGUCUACAAUUUGACGAAUUCAUUGGGACUGCACUUAUUGACUUGUACUCGAUGUCAGGGACAGUUGAAGAAGCAUUGAAAUGUUUUCAUUCAAUCCCUAAACUAGAUGUUGUAUCAUGGACAUCAAUGAUUGGUGCCUGUGUUAAUAAUGGUCAAUUUGAACAUGCAUUGGAUCUAUUUAAUGAAUUACUGGCAUCCGGAGGAAAACCAGAUGAAUUCACAAUAUCAAGUGUGUUGAGUGCUUCUGCAAAUUUGGCUGCAGCAAGAUCUGGUGAGCAAAUCCAGGGAUAUGCGAUGAAAACUGGAAUUGGACAGUUCACAGUUGUCAGAAAUUCACAGAUAUGUGUGUAUGCAAAGUCAGGGGACAUAGAUGCUGCUAGUCUGACAUUCAAUGAAACAGAAAACCGUGAUAUUGUCUCCUGGUCUGUGAUGAUCUCCAGCCAUGCCCAACAUGGUUGUGCAAAAGAGGCUCUUAACCUCUUUGAGGUGAUGAAAGGUUCUGGCAUUGCACCGAAUCACAUUACAUUCCUUGCAGUUCUAACUGCCUGUAGUCACAGUGGGCGUGUGGGUGAAGGACUCUGGUACUUUGAGAGCAUGAAAAGAGAUUAUGGAAUGGAUCCAAAUGUAAAGCACUGUGCAUGCAUUGUAGACCUCCUUGGUCGUGCUGGAAAACUAGCAGAAGCGGAAAACUUCAUUUUGAACUCAGGCUUCAAGGAUGACCCAGUAAUGUGGCGAGCUUUGUUGGGUGCUUGUUGUCUUCAUAGAGACACUGUCAUUGGGACACGUGUUGCAGAGCAGGUCAUUGAGCUUGAACCUCAGGCAGCUGCAUCUUAUGUACUGCUCUAUAACUUAUACUUGGAUGUGGGCUUGCAGUCAGCUGCCAUGAAAGUAAGAGAAUUGAUGAAAAGUCGAGGUAUUAAGAAGGAACCUGGUCUAAGUUGGAUUGAGAUUGGGACAAUUGUUCAUUCUUUUGUGGCAGGUGAUAGGUCCCAUCCCAAAUGUCAAAUAAUAUAUGCAAAGUUGGAAGAAAUGUUGGAGAAGAUCAAGAAAUUAGGUUAUGUUAAUCCUAUAUCUGUCUUAGAUACCUCUGAGAAAGAUCUUAAGGACAACCUAGUGGUGAAUUACCAUAGUGAGAAGUUAGCUGUAGCCCUUGGAAUGAUUAGCCUGCCCAAGCCGGCUCCUAUAAGAGUAAUGAAGAACUUGAGAGUCUGCCAAGAUUGCCAUAUAACAAUGAAGUUUUUCUCAAAGACAGAAGAUAGAGAGAUCAUUCUCAGAGAUCCAAUAAGAUUUCAUCACUUUAGAGAAGGUUCCUGUUCCUGUGGUGACUAUUGGUAAUAAAUUUGAAUUUUGAAGACAGAUGAUACCUCUUAGAUGAUUGACCACAGAGUUUUGCAUUGUUGCUAUUGCUCAUGAUUCAUGAACACAUAGAACUUCCCAUUGGAAAGUCUUGUGCACGAGUUUCAUUCUGUUUGAGUAUUUGAGAAAUGAGAACCACAUACUGAUAACAUUAUCUAAUAGAUCUCUACCAACAAUGAAAUCAUCCUGAAGCAUCUGGGGACCCCUUGCUAUCAUGGAGAAUCAGUUCAGAUGUUGGCGAAGGUCUACAACAGGAUGGUGUGUUUUCUUCGGUGGUUCACUUGUUUCCUGGAAGUGCAAAAAGCAACCAACAAUAUCUAAAUCCUCUACUAAAUCAGAGUAUCGUGCUAUGUCAUCUGUUUGUAGUGAGAUUGUAAGGUUGGAAGCUCUUCUUCAGGACCUACAUAUUCUGGCCUCUCAUCCAGUUCCUAUCCAUGUUGAUAAUGUUACUGCAAUCAAGAUUUCCUCAAAUCCCAUGUUCCAUAAAUGUACAAAGUACAUUGAAGUUGAUUGCCAUUUUAUUCAAGAUCAGUUUCUUGCAGACCACAUUUCCCUUCCACAUAUCUCUUCUGGACUCCAACUUGCUGACAUCUUCACCAAAGCUAUGAAUCGUGCACAACACAAAUUUCUUGCUGAUAAAGUGAUGUUUCUCUCUUGGCAUCAGUUUGAGGGGGGAGGAGGGAGGGGGGUUGUGAGAAGAGCUGAUUUCAUGUUUUUCCUAUUUGAGAGUACCCUUUCAUGUUUUUCCUAUGGGUCAAGAGGUGUACUAAUUCUUUUGUAGAUUUACCGACCAAACAAGGGGUGGGAAGAAAUCAUUUGUUUUGGACUUAUCUAUGUUUUUAUAAUCUUUUUGGAGGAGUUAAGAGAGUUUCUCUCUCCCUUGCCUUUGUACCUAUCUCUCUUUUUCUAUUACUGAUAA
Molecule: messenger RNA, 3510 nt
Organism: Nelumbo nucifera (sacred lotus)
Lineage: Eukaryota; Viridiplantae; Streptophyta; Magnoliopsida; Proteales; Nelumbonaceae
Source: RefSeq, a predicted model, not a curated record